Molecule: messenger RNA, 1648 nt
Organism: Diabrotica balteata
Lineage: Eukaryota; Metazoa; Arthropoda; Insecta; Coleoptera; Chrysomelidae
Source: the annotation of a GenBank genome assembly
AAAUCUUUUUCUAGUAGAUAAGAGAUAAGAUGCAUGAUUUGUAGACAUUCAGUUUCAUAAUUACUUUUUUAAUAAUAGAAUGUUGAAAAAAUUGCUGGAUUAAGAUGGUUGUAAUUAAAAAUAUUUUUAACACUCUUACAGGAACAGUACUGUCAAGUCUUUCAGCAUCAAUGAUGCUUGGAACAAUCACUGUUUGGUCUUCACCUAUGAUACCUAAACUGUAUAAGAACAAUACGGAAAAUCCAUUUGGUUAUACAAUUACCAGUUCAGAAGACUCCUGGAUAGCAUCCAUAGUAAUUUUAGGAGCUUGCGUUGGAUGUUGGUGUUUUGGCUUACUCUCUAAUGUAGUUGGAAGAAAAGUUAUUUUCAGCUCUUUAGGAAUACCUGCUGCUGUUAGUUGUUUAGUAAUGGCGGCAUUUCCAAAAUUAUCAGUGUUUUUAAUAGCUAGAUUUUGUAUGGGACUUAGCAUAGGCGGAAUUUUUGAACUGGUAAUUACUUAUUUAAGUGAAAUAACUAGUAAAACUAACAGAUCUACAAUUAUGACAAGUAUCGGUAUGGCCCAAUCUAUAGGAGAUUUGUUUGUUUAUUCUGUUGGUCCCUGGGUCUCGGUAACAGCGUUUAAUUGCAUUAUAAUUCCAUUCCCGAUUAUAUUUACCAUUCUAGCUUGGAUAUUUUGUAAAGAAUCUCCUUAUUUUUAUCUUUUAAAAGGCCAAGAAGGACCAGCCAAAGAGUCUCUUGAAGCGUAUAGACCUCAUGGACACGAUAUUGAAACCGAAAUUAUAGAAAUUAAAGCGCAGAUUAGGGAACAACAACAAGGUAGAUUAUUGGACGUUAUUAGAACAAAAAAAUUCGCGAAAAGUUUUUUUAUGGGUAAUAUGCUUGUGAUUUUUCAACAACUUACCGGCGUGAAUUGCAUUCUUAUGUACAGUCAAAAAAUUUUCGAGUUAACGGCUGCCAAUUUAACUCCUGCAAUUUGUUCUAUAAUACUAGGCGCAAUGCAGCUCACAAGUGGUGCGAUGUGUCCAGUAUUGGUAAAUUUUUUUAAUAAGAAAACAAUCUUAACUUUUUCUGCUAUAGGAAUGAUUAUUUCACAAGUAGUUUUAGGAACAUAUUGCAUAUUCGAUAAUUCCGGACAUGACAUGACGAGUUUAAGGUUUAUCCCAAUCGUUACAUUAACUUUAUUUAUUUUUAGCUACAAUUCUGGAUUCGGAGCUCUUUGCUGGUUAGUUGCCAGUGAAGUAUAUCCAGCUAGAGUAAAAAGUUUAGCAUUAUCGUUUACUAUAUUUAUUUUUUUCGUUAUGGGCUUUUUUAUUGCUAAGUAUUUUCAAGCCGUAGUUCAAUCUUUGGGAAUAGGUACUUUGUUUUAUUUUUUUAGCGGAUGUUGCGUUGUAGCAAUAGUUUUUAUUCACGUGUUUGUUGUUGAAACCCGUGACAAAUCUUUAGAAGAAAUACAAAAUAUGUUAGGUGAAUCAAAGAAUCUUAAACAUAAGAAUGCGGAUAAUUCUGCAAUUAAGUCGCCUGUGAACAAAAUGUGAAAUCAUUUUAAUUUUUUAAUGUAUUUGUGAUUGUUAGGUUAACUAUUAAGAAACUAUUUUUAUAAAAAAAAUAUAAAUUUAUAUUAAUAAAGAAUUGUGACUUACUGUUUUAA